AUGGAAACUGGUUCAGAAGUUUGUAGAUUUAUUUUAUUUUGUACUAAUCCAUGUAGUGUUAUUCAACCUAUUCGUUCAAGAUGUGUUAUGAUUCGUGUUCCUCUUCCAGAUAAACAACAAAUGACUAAAAUUGUUGAAAAACUUGGAGGAAAUGAAAAAAUCGUUGGUAUUUCUCGUGGAAAUAUUCUAUUAGCUGAAGCAGCAGCAUUUGAAUAUAGAUUAACUGGAAAGAUAGAGAAUUUAUAUUGGAGAGAAAAGUUAGCUGAGAUUGUUAUUAGUAUGAAAAAGAUUUCCUCAAAAGAGUUUGAAAAGAAACGAGAUGAAGUUGUGGAAUUAUCAACAAUCAUUUCUGCUGAUACUAUCUUAAAGACAAUGUUUUGGUAUUUAAUGGAAUCAAAAAUUGAUCCAAAAUAUAAAUUAGAAAUUCCUUCUAUUGCAAUGAAACAUAGUCAUAAUAUGUCACUUGGAACUGAACCAAUUUAUCAUAUUGAAGCAUUUAUUACUAUUAAUUUAUGUUCUGUCAAAAUAUUAUUAUUGUCUAAUUGUACCAACAUUAAUAUUUAUGAUAUUAACCAUCAAUCUAUUCAUUAA
Messenger RNA from Entamoeba dispar SAW760, 591 nucleotides. RefSeq lists its product as uncharacterized. Gene Ontology annotation, biological process: DNA-templated DNA replication; DNA repair. The record is from RefSeq and is a predicted model, not a curated record. NCBI's taxonomy places the organism in Eukaryota, Evosea, Mastigamoebida, Endamoebidae. Gene Ontology annotation, cellular component: DNA replication factor C complex; nucleus. The transcript is spliced from 2 exons. Gene Ontology annotation, molecular function: DNA clamp loader activity; DNA binding. The coding region runs from base 1 to 591 and encodes 196 amino acids.